GAUUUUUAGUGUGAACUCUUGCGACACUUCGUGUCCAACGAGUAAACAUGAAAAGCGCCAUAGUAUUGUGCCUUUUGGCUGCACUUUGUACAGUCAAUGGCGCCCCAACGUCGAACGAUAUGGAGAUACUGAAGAUUCAAGUAAGAAACGCGAAAUGGGCCGUCGACAACAUUAUACGUCAACUCCAGCGGCUCCGUAAGGAAACCGGGGAAGACACUGUUAUGAAAGUCACGAAAAAGUGGUGGGAUCAAAUGGAUAGUCAUAGAGAAUACACUGAUCUAUUACUUAGUGCGCUACGCAACGAAGUGAACGCUGCUAAAACAGCUGGCAAGAAUGUGGACGAUUGCUACAAAAAAGCUGUUGAAGGUAUCAACACGAAUAACGACGUAGCGCAUGAAGCUGGUAACACAUGCAAAAAGAAUGCUGAAGAUUCCAUCACAAGCAAUCUUGGUUUUAUUGACAAUCUUAUCGCAACUGGACGCGCGCUGACCACGGAAUUAGAUAGUAUCUUUAUGAACUGCUAUGCCAGUGAUGAUUUUCGAAUGCAGAGUUGCGUUAUCGUUGAGCUUGCAAAAAUCAACAGCGACGUGCAAACUUUGGAGACCGACGCGGCUUCCGCCGAAGCUACUACAUUGCCCGUAUCCAACAAUGUCGUCUUGCAAGCCACCAAUUGCAUGCGAAACGCUUAUGGGUCUAUAUACGCGAAGAAUACGGCGGUCAUGUUGGCUGCCAAUGAUUGUAUCAAAACUGCUGGAUCUGGAGGUUCUGGCGGAAAAUCUGGAGAAUCUGGAAAAUCUGGAAAAUCUGGAAAAUCUGGAGAAGAAUCUGAAGAAUCUGAAGAAUUUGAAGAAUUCUUUGAAAGAAUUGAUUCUUGACGGGGAAAGCGAAUCACUGAAUUAUUCUCUAAAACAAAGGAAUAUAUAUACAAGAUCUAUAGAAUUCAACAAAUCAAGAGAAUUUCGAAGAGAUUAAAUAAUCGCUUAAAAGACUAGAGUGACUAGAUAAAAAGACCCAGUGUGUCUCAAAACAAAUUGUCAGUUUUAAAAGAGCAUCGUUACGAUUUCUUCUUUUUUGUAUUAAAAAAAAAAUCAGCACAUAAUUUAUGACGUUCCUAAUUCUGUAUAUCAUACUGCGAAGGAAAUAUUGUAUGUAAUGCUAAAAAAAAUAAAAUAAUUGCAAAAAAA
This is a messenger RNA of Ooceraea biroi (clonal raider ant), 1184 nucleotides long. RefSeq lists its product as uncharacterized. The record is from RefSeq and is a predicted model, not a curated record. Lineage: Eukaryota; Metazoa; Arthropoda; Insecta; Hymenoptera; Formicidae.